Molecule: messenger RNA, 1386 nt
Organism: Zophobas morio
Lineage: Eukaryota; Metazoa; Arthropoda; Insecta; Coleoptera; Tenebrionidae
Product: developmentally-regulated GTP-binding protein 1-like
Exons: 14
Coding region: 1-1170 (389 amino acids)
Biological process (GO): cytoplasmic translation
Cellular component (GO): cytoplasm
Molecular function (GO): GTPase activity; GTP binding
Source: RefSeq, a predicted model, not a curated record
AUGGAAAAAAUUAAGGCCAUCGAAGAUGAGAUUGCGAGGACACAAAAAAAUAAAGCUACCAUGGGGCACUUAUGCCGUUUGAAAGCUCAGUUGGCUAAAUACAAACGGGAACUUCUACUCCCCCAAGCUGGAGGUGGUAGUGGUAAAGGAGAGGGAUUUGACGUUCCGAAGUCAGGGGAUAUUCGCAUCGGUUUAAUAGGAUUCCCUUCGGUUGGCAAAUCUACUCUUUUAACUAACCUUGCCGGAGUUCAUUCUGAAGCGGCUGCUUAUGAGUUUACAACUAUGACUUGUAUUCCUGGCAUACUUGAGUAUAAGGGAGCAAAAAUACAAAUAUUAGAUCUUCCGGGGAUUAUAGAAGGGGCCAAAGACGGAAAAGGAAGAGGAAGACAAGUUAUAACAGUCGCUAGGACUUGUAACUUGCUUUACAUUGUGUUGGACAUUAUGAAACCGAUUGACCAUAAGCGAAUAAUCGAGCGUGAAUUAGAGGGUUUCGGAAUAAGAAUUAAUAAAUCCCCACCAAAUAUUGUUUUUCAUAAAAGAAGUAAGGGAGGGAUCAACUUUUCCACCACGUGUCCAGAGCUAACUUAUCUGGAUGCGGACUCCGUUAAGGCUAUCCUGCAAGAAUACAAAAUCCAUAAUGCCGAAGUUUUGCUGAAGGAAAACGCCACUGCGGACGACUUCAUUGACGUUGUUGAAGGAAAUCGAGUUUACAUUCCUGCUAUCUACUGCUUUAAUAAAAUUGACCAAAUUUCUAUUGAGGAGCUGGAUAUUGUUGUGAAGAUCCCUCAUGUGGUUCCUAUUUCAGGACACCACCGCUGGAACUUCGACGAGCUGCUGGAGAAGUCCUGGGAAUACAUGAACUUGGUGAGAGUCUAUACAAAGCCGAAAGGUCAACUUGCAGACUUUGACGCCCCCGUCAUCUUGAAAAGCGAAAAGCGCACCAUUGAAAAUUUUUGCAAUAGCUUACAUCGUGACUUAAUCCACCAAUUUAAAUACGCUCUUGUCUGGGGUACCUCUUGUAAAUUCAGCCCACAACGAUGCGGCAAAGACCACGUGCUUGCGGAUGAAGAUAAAAAUAUAACCCACUUUCAACUGCGAUUUCUUCUGGGCCACUGGCGCAUUGGUGGGAGUCGAACCUACGGCCUCGAGUUUGCCCGUCAAUGCUCUUAACAGCUGAGCUACGACGACAGCUCUCGAGCCAGGUAUGAUGGUUUUACGUUUUAAAUGAGAGCCCCUUCUAUCAGUGGUCGCAAUGGCGACUGUGUAUCUCCCACGCGCACGCUAAAGGCGCAAUUGUUUAAAUAUGACUUCAGCACGUCGUAAAGACCACGAGGGGCGGUUAACGAGUGCAGUUUGUGUAGUAGACCUUCAUGCCAAACUUGGUUU